GAGUGUUUAUAUAUAUAUAUAUAUAGCUUUGAUGAUUGAAGAAUUCAGCGCUAUACCUCGUGAUACUCUUACUGGAAUUCAAUUGAACUGUAUUGUCCGGGUAGACUUAUUUGAUUAUAGAAUCAGUUUUUCACCAAGACCGAGCGGUUUGUUAUCUUUCAAAGUCUGAAUCAUUCUUAAAUAAACAUACAAUACCGUUUUCCACCCCUUUCGGGACAAAUGGGUGAACAGGUAUCGGUAUUCGCCAAAUGAAACAAUCUCCUGGACUGCUACUGGUAGCCUUCUUGGAUUGUGCAAGAAGUUUUAUGUUGGCUUCUUCGCCUGUUUACAGAACACAACAAUUCCUGAUAAGAUCUCUGGGAGGUGCUAGUGGUCAUUCAACUGAUUUUAGAAAAAUGCAACUCCCAAGUUAUAUUGAAGCUGAUGCUGAGAGCAUUGUAAGAGCAAUUACUCCUGCUCUUGAUCCCACAAGAUAUAAAGGCCAAGCAGGAAAGAUAGCUGUGAUUGGAGGGUGUCGUGAAUACACAGGAGCUCCUUAUUUUGCUGCAAUUUCAGCCUUAAAGAUUGGUGCAGAUCUGUCCCAUGUUUUUUGUACAAAAGAUGCUGCUCCUGUCAUAAAAAGCUAUAGUCCUGAGUUGAUUGUGCACCCUAUUUUAGAAGAAUCUUACAGUGUCAGAAACGAGGACAAGGAAUCUGUAUCAAACAAGGUUCUAGCUGAGGUUGGCAAGUGGAUGGAAAGAUUUGACUGUCUUGUUGUUGGUCCAGGCCUUGGAAGAGACCCAUUUCUUCUGGCCUGUGUGAGUGAAAUCAUGAGACAUGCAAGACAGUCAAACAUCCCAAUCGUUGUAGAUGGGGACGGACUUUUCCUUGUUACAAAUAGCAUUGAUCUUGUUAGUGGCUAUGCCUUAGCUGUUCUAACCCCAAAUGUCAAUGAGUACAAGCGUCUUGUUCAGAAGAUUCUAAGUUCUGAAGUAAAUGAUCUAAAUGGUACUCAGCAAUUGCUGUCUCUCUCCAAACAGAUUGGUGGUGUUACUAUCCUAAGGAAAGGAAAAUCUGAUCUUAUAAGUGAUGGUGACACAGUUAAAUCAGUGAGCAUCUAUGGUUCUCCUAGACGCUGCGGUGGCCAGGGUGAUAUCCUUUCUGGGAGUGUUGCUGUCUUUUUAUCAUGGGCUCGCCAGCAUGUUCAAACAACUGAUGAAAUCUCAAAUCUCAGCUGUAAAAAUCCAACAGUUUUGGGAUGCAUUGCUGGCUCUGCUUUGAUGAGGAAGGCCGCUUCCCUUGCUUUCUUGAAUAAUAAGAGAUCAACUGUUACCGGUGACAUCAUUGACUGCUUGGGGAAAAGGUACUGUCUUUCACAAAGAAAUUCUCACCUAGCUGGGUCUACCCAAAAAAAAAAAAAAUGGAAAACCAAGUUAAUCAUUAAUCACUAAUGAAUAUGUAAACAUAUUAAUAUAUUUUUCAUAUUUUACAUGAGACCCAUUUUUUACACGCUAACAUGUUCAUUUACAAUCAGUUUGAUCUUACAUCUACCUAAAAAUUUCUCAUUAUACAAGGAGCCUGCUAUGAUUUUUUUCUUUCCUGCAGUUUGGAAGAUAUUUGCCCUGCCACUUGAUGCUGUUUUCUGCCCUGCACUUCCAUAAACAACCACUGUGAAGUCAGCUUGUAGAACAAUAUAUUGUUUUUUUCUUCCUUUCCAUGUUCUUCUAAUACAAGUUUCUCUGUUUUUCACUUGCUCUUUCUGUUCAUAUAAAUUGUCUUUUAACGUUAUAUUAUGAUGAAGAGAUAUUUAUGACACACUGUA
Messenger RNA from Prosopis cineraria, 1801 nucleotides. Its product is annotated as ATP-dependent (S)-NAD(P)H-hydrate dehydratase. The transcript is spliced from 11 exons. The record is from RefSeq and is a predicted model, not a curated record. Gene Ontology annotation, molecular function: ATP-dependent NAD(P)H-hydrate dehydratase activity. Gene Ontology annotation, biological process: metabolite repair. Bases 249 to 1430 code for a protein of 393 amino acids. NCBI's taxonomy places the organism in Eukaryota, Viridiplantae, Streptophyta, Magnoliopsida, Fabales, Fabaceae.